AUGGCCUACCCAAAGUCCCACAACCCAUUUGCAGAUGAUGACGAUGACGAGAGCUUCCAGCCUGCGGAUACGGACGGCGUCGGCGGACUGAGCGACGCAGAGAGGAGACAGCGCUACCUUCAGCAGGAAGUGAUGCGCACAGCUCAGUCUGCGGUCGACAGCAGUUACCGUUCCGUCGGCCUGAUCUACGAGUCUGAGAAAAUGGGUGUGGAAACGGCAGAGGAGCUGAUGCGUCAGGGGGAUGUUUUAAAAAGAACAGACAAAAUGUUGGACAAUAUGGAUGAGGACCUGAAGACCAGCCAGAAGCACAUCAACAGCAUCAAGAGUGUUUGGGGCGGCCUGGUCAGCUACUUCAAGGGCAAACCUGAGCAACCCAAACCUCCGCCAGAGGAGCCUAAACCCUACCGGGCCAAUGAAAGAUUAGAGAAUGCCUUGUCCACCAGUAGGGGGCAAGAAGACAAGUACCAAGCAAGCCAUCCUAACCUAAGAAAACUGCAAACAGAAGGGUUCGGGGCCAUGGCAACCGUCGACGGCAGCUCUGCCGCACAGAACGGAUAUCCUCAGAACAAAUACCUUCGACAAGCUCACCAGACCUUGGACAACAAUUUAGAUGAAAUGGCAGACGGCUUAAGCCGCCUGAAGAACCUCGGUUUGGGUCUCCAAUCUGAGAUUGAUAGCCAGGACGACUCCAUCAAUUCCCUGCUCAACAAAGUAGACAAGAUGGACUCCAAGAUCAGUAAUACAAACCAACAGAUGAAAAGGCUUAAAUAA
Nerophis lumbriciformis (worm pipefish) is the source of this 771-nucleotide messenger RNA. NCBI's taxonomy places the organism in Eukaryota, Metazoa, Chordata, Actinopteri, Syngnathiformes, Syngnathidae. The record is from RefSeq and is a predicted model, not a curated record.